AUGGGAACACCAGUACAGAUUUCGAAUGCUGUACCGUGGCGGAGUCGGUUCGCUUCCGCCGGUUCGUCCACCAAUUCCGCCUCCCCCGCGAUCCGCUGCGAAUCCGCCGAUCCGACGGUGGAAACGCGGACUGCGGAAGGACUCGCGGGAAGCGCAGCGGAGCCGGAAGCUUCCGCCAAGAAGGGCAAAGGGGGGGAGAAAGGGGGAGGCGGCGGGGAAUGUCAGGGGAAAGGCGGCGGAAAGGCUGGCGGGAAAAGCGGCGCGGCAUCCGCGGAAGCGUCGAAGAUCGCGUCGCGGUCGGAGAAUUUCAGUCGGUGGUAUCUGGACGUGAUUCGCGAGGCUGAGCUGGCGGAUUAUGGCCCAGUGCGCGGCACGAUGGUGAUCCGCCCGUACGGCUACGCCAUCUGGGAGGCGAUCCAGUCGUGGCUCGACCGCAAGUUCAAGGAGACGGGGCACGAGAACAUGUACUUUCCACAGUUCAUCCCAUAUUCUUUUAUCGAAAAAGAGGCAUCCCACGUGGAGGGCUUUUCUCCUGAGCUGGCGCUUGUGACUAUAGGGGGAGGCAAGGAGCUUGAGGAGAGGCUGGUGGUCCGUCCCACGAGUGAGACGAUCGUGAAUCACAUGUUUGCGCAGUGGAUUCAGAGCUACAGAGACCUGCCCCUGCUGAUCAACCAGUGGGCGAACGUGACGCGGUGGGAGAUGAGCACGCGGCCGUUUGUGCGCACUCUGGAGUUCCUGUGGCAGGAGGGGCACACGGCGCACUCCAGUAGGGAGGAGGCUGAGGAGGAGGCUCUGCGCAUGGUGGAGGUGUAUCGGCAGUUUGCAUGGGAGCAGGCGGCAGUGCCAGUGAUAGUGGGCCGCAAGUCGCCCAAUGAGACCUUUGCCGGUGCCGAGACGACGUAUACGAUUGAGGCGAUGGCGGGGGAUAGAAGGGCGCUGCAGGCUGGAACGAGUCACUUCCUUGGGCAAAACUUUGCCAAGGCGUUUGGCACCAAGUACCUGGCAGAGACAGGGGAGCAGCAGUACGUGUGGCAGACGAGUUGGGGAGUGAGCACGCGCAUGGUGGGGGCAGUGAUCAUGGGGCAUGGCGAUGACAUGGGGCUCAAGCUGCCUCCUAAUCUGGCUCCUGUUCAGGUGGUGAUAGUGCCGAUUUGGAAGGCGGAGGGGGAGAAAGAGGCUGUGCUGGAGGCAGCAGGGCGGGCAGAGGGAAUACUGCGGGCGGCGGGGGUGAGAGUGAAGCUGGAUAAGUCAGAGCAGCGCACGCCCGGGUUCAAGUUCAACUUCUGGGAAAUGAAGGGCGUUCCUGUGCGCAUUGAGAUUGGUCCGCGGGAUGUCGCAGCCAAUACAGUCGUGACAGCGAGGCGCGACCGCCCGGGGAAGCAGGGGAAGCAGUUGGGGGUGUCGAUGGGCGGAGACGGGUGGGAGCUGGUGUCUCAUGUGCACGCGCUGCUGCAGGAGGUGCAGGACGGCUUGCUGGCAGAUGCAGUGGCGUUCAGGGAUAGCCAUAUCGUGGAUGUGGGGAGUUAUGAGGAGCUGAAGGCCGCCAUUGCCAGCAGCAAGUGGGCGCGAGGGCCUUGGGCCGGCAGUAACGAGGAUGAGCAGCGAGUGAAGGAGGAAACUGGAGCUACCCUGCGCUGCUUCCCUUUCGAGCCAAAGCUGUCCGAUGCCACGUGCUUCUUUACAGGGAAACCCGCUACAGAGCGGGCGAUUUUCUCUCGUGCCUACUGA
Closterium sp. Yama58-4 is the source of this 1728-nucleotide messenger RNA. The record is from the annotation of a GenBank genome assembly. Lineage: Eukaryota; Viridiplantae; Streptophyta; Zygnematophyceae; Desmidiales; Closteriaceae.